This is a messenger RNA of Penicillium verhagenii, 1353 nucleotides long. Its product is annotated as cytochrome P450. Lineage: Eukaryota; Fungi; Ascomycota; Eurotiomycetes; Eurotiales; Aspergillaceae. Gene Ontology annotation, molecular function: iron ion binding; heme binding; oxidoreductase activity, acting on paired donors, with incorporation or reduction of molecular oxygen. The coding region runs from base 1 to 1353 and encodes 450 amino acids. The record is from RefSeq and is a predicted model, not a curated record. The transcript has 6 exons.
AUGAAACACGGCAGAUAUUCUGCGCGGGACUGUCAAAGGCGAUUUCCUGAUGGGUUCUAUGUGGGCACGGAUAUUGGAGUCGAGCUGGUCAUUGGAGUUAAAUUUAUCAGAGAUAUUUGCAAUGACAAGCGAUUCAGUCUUUGGGGCCUAGUCAACAAGAAAUGGUUUGGGAAUCUCUCGGGAUUCGACGUGUCCAGCGAUGAGCCGACCGCUGUUACUAUUUUUCGGGAUACCAUCAGAAUAAAACUGAAGCAGCAUAUAGAGCACACCAUGGUGCCUAUUUCUGAAGAAGCCAGCGCUGAGCUCCAGAAUGUCUUUUCUGAAAGUGAAGAUUGGCAUAGCAUCGAGGUAUAUUCCAGCAUGCUGGAUAUUGUAUCACAAGAAUCGGCUCGCGUUUUUCUCUCAAACGAACUUCGGCAGGAUCCUAACUGGCGUCGAAUUACUCGAAACCACGUCUCUGAUCUCUUUGUCGCGUCGGAUUUCUUGCGUCAGUGGCCGCGCUUUUUAUGCCCACUGGUGGCAUGGAUUUCGCCUACAUGCCGCAGAAUGAGAUCAGACCUCCAAAAGGCACGCGAUCUGAUCAACCCAAUUCUUGAAGACCGUAAAGCGCGGAGAGCAACCCAACUUGAUACAUCCUUACCAGCUAGUGAUGAUGCGAUUGACUGGUUUGAAGAGGGCUCCCAGGGACGACCCUAUGACCCCGCAGAGCUACAACUUCGAUUAUCUAUUGCUUCGCUACAUACAACUACCGAUUGUCUUACUCAACUUCUCUGCGAUUUGGCAAAACUACCCGAUGUGGUUAGUGAGUUGCGCAAAGAGAUUGUGUCUGUUAUGAAAAAUCAGUCAUGGAGUACCGCGACUCUUUACAAUCUGAAGCUACUUGAUAGUGCGAUCAAGGAGAGUCAGCGGAUGAAGCCAAUGUCGUUCACCACGGUCUCGCGGAUGGCCGAGGACACGGUCAAAUUGCCCAAUGGCGUGGUGAUAAGAAAAGGGGAGAUUGUCAAUUUUACUGCUUCAAACCAGAUGUGGGAUGAUGAUAUUUACCCUAACGCAAAUCGGUACGACGCAUUUCGCUUCGCCAAAUUGCGAGAAGAUACUGGUCAGAAUAUGUUUCAACUGGUCUCCAGUAGUUCCGAUCAUAUUGGAUUUGGAUACGGAAGAAAUGCAUGCCCUGGAAGGUUUUUUGCCUCUGCAUCAAUGAAGAUUACUCUGUGUCAUAUCCUAUUGAAGUACGAUUUCAAGUUCGCAGAAGGGACAAGCUCAAAGGUUGAGUGGCAUGGGACGGCCCUGGCUACCAAUAAAGAUGCCAGGCUUUCUGUCCGAAGACGACAAGAGGAGAUAGUCUUACCAUGA